This is a messenger RNA of Scomber japonicus (chub mackerel), 2551 nucleotides long. It is a transcript of the gene tpcn2, whose product is annotated as two pore segment channel 2. Gene Ontology annotation, biological process: transmembrane transport; monoatomic ion transport. Gene Ontology annotation, molecular function: monoatomic ion channel activity; voltage-gated channel activity. Gene Ontology annotation, cellular component: lysosomal membrane. The record is from RefSeq and is a predicted model, not a curated record. The coding region runs from base 1 to 2325 and encodes 774 amino acids. Lineage: Eukaryota; Metazoa; Chordata; Actinopteri; Scombriformes; Scombridae. The transcript has 25 exons.
AUGGAAUCGGACAGUCUGCUGGGCAACAGUGUGAACGGAGCCUCCGGGCAGUAUGGAUCUGGCUCUGGCUCUGGCUCUGGCUCCGGGUCCGGGUCGGGCUCCAGGCACGGAGGGGCCCCGGGUAGCAGACGGAUGUCGUACUCUGUGGCCGGACAGUCGUGCAAUGUGGAGGGAGACGCAGAUGAUGACCUCUACAUCCAACAAGCUGUUGUAUUCAUUGAGGACGCCAUACAGUAUCGAUCCAUCAACCACCGGGUGGAUGCCAAGUCACUCCGCCUUUAUCGAUGGUACUACUCAAGGAUAUGCCAGUGGGGUUUGGGCCUGACUAUUGCUGUGCUGUUGUUACUGGCUUUCGUGGAGCGCCCUUCCUCCCUGUCUAUCACCUCGGAUCCUCACUAUCGCCUCUCUCCGCCCUGGGAGCCUCCUUGCGGCCUCACAGAGAGCAUCGAGAUAGUCUGCCUCCUCAUCUUCUCUCUCGAUCUCGCCGUCAAGAGCUAUUUAAUUGGAUGGGAGGAAUUCAGGAAGAACAAAUGGCUGAUCGGCUACACUGUGGUCAUUUCAAUCUCUGUAAUCGACUGGGUGCUGUCUGUCAGCAUGGUGUGCGAUGAGAAACUGAGAGUACGGCGACUCAUCCGGCCGUUCUUCCUCCUGCAAAACUCCUCUCUGAUGAAAAAGACGCUCAAAUGCAUCAAGAGGACUCUUCCAGAGAUUGCCAGUGUCAUCCUGCUGCUGGCACUUCACCUCUGUCUCUUCACUAUGAUCGGCAUGCUUCUGUUCGCUAAAACGGAGGAACCAGAGAAGAACGAGGAGUGGAGGCUUCAUUUCAGAGACCUGCCCAGCUCCCUCACCUCUCUGCUGGUGCUGCUCACAACAGCCAACAACCCGGACGUAAUGAUCCCCGCCUACACCCUCAACAGAGGCUACGCCAUUUUCUUCAUCACCUUCAGUGUCAUUGGAACGUACUGUCUUAUGAACUUACUGACAGCCAUCAUCUAUAACCAGUUCAGAGGGUAUUUACUGAUGUCGGUCCAGACCUCUAUCAUCAGGAGGCGGCUGGGGAUCCGAGCUGCUUUCCAAAUCCUCAGCUGCCAGGGAGCUCAACAGGCUGCUGAGGAGAAUGUGCGUGUUGAUGCGGUGCUGCAGGUGAUGUCCAGAGUCAAGAUGAAGAGCUACUACCAAACGGCCAUCACUACGGAGGUGCAGCAGCAUCGCAGUGUGGGCUUCAUGGACAGAGAGCAGUUUAGGAAGAUAUUUGAUCAACUAGACAAAGACUGCAUCAAAGAGCAUCCUCCCUUGCCCCAUUACAACUCUCCAGUCCUACAGAGGCUACAGGUGUUCUUCAGUCACUACUAUCUCACUAUACUUGGCAACGCGGUGGCACUGGCUAAUGUCAUGUGUAUCUGUACUGUCCUCGUGCUAAAUUCUGAGAAGUCCACAGCAGAGAGAGACAACUUCAUCAUGGAGAUCAUCAACCUAUGCUUCAUCCUCUACUACCUGUUUGAAAUGUGUGUGAAGAUCUUUGCGUUUGGCUGGAGAGGAUAUCUCUCCUACAGGAACAACAUCUUUGAUGGCUUCCUCACCAUCCUGCUACUGGUCCUGCAGAUCACUAUAUAUGUCACCUACAGGCUUCCUUAUUCUCACUGGGACCCGUCUGCUCAUGGUGUGAUGUCACUGUGGGAAAUGGUUCGAUUGGUCAACAUGCUGAUUGUCUUCCGCUUCCUGCGCAUCAUCCCAGACAUCAAGCUCAUGGCUUUGGUUGCGAGUACACUGCUGGACCUGGUGAAGAACCUCCGAGCCUUUGCAGGGAUCCUGGUGGUGGUGUACUAUGUGUUUGCUGUGUUUGGGAUCUGGCUGUUUGAAGGAGCCAUUAAACCACCUUCACAGAUGAGUGUAAUCUCCAAUACGACCAUGGAGAACAUCACCACUAACUUCACCAUGGAGUGUGGCACCUAUGAACAGCUGGGCUACUGGCCUAACAACUUUGAUGACUUUGCUGCCGCCAUCAUUUUGCUCUAUGAUGUGAUGAUAGUCAAUAACUGGCAGGCCUUCAUGGAUGCGUACAGCAGAUACACCACAGAGUGGGCAAAGAUCUACUUUGUGUGCUGGUGGCUCACCUCCUCUGUCAUGUGGGUCAACUUGUUCGUGGCGCUCAUCUUAGAGAACUUCAUCUAUAAGUGGGACCGCAGUCACAGCUGCUCUGUUACAGAUGUGGAGAGGAUCAGAUAUGAAACUUCUGUUCAGCUCAUGUUUAAAGAGCAGAUCCAGGAGCCGACAGAAGAGGAAUUACUUUGUCAGCUACACCAGCAUCCACACCUACACUGGUGACACACACACAAACCAGCACACACAGAGAACAUCAGCACCUGUCGGCAGGAAAAAGUCAGACUCUGAGACUUUGCUGUUGAAGCUUUAUGAGAGUCUACUAUGAGAGGUCAAUAUCACAACAAUCUGCUUGUAUUUUAUUGUGAUUGUGUAUUAUUGUACUACUGAAAGCAGUAGAAAGCACAUGUUUUUAUUUGUCAUGUUGUUUAUUGAGUCAAGUCUGACUGGU